Penicillium verrucosum is the source of this 1617-nucleotide messenger RNA. Its product is annotated as SMI1/KNR4 family protein. Gene Ontology annotation, biological process: cell wall biogenesis; regulation of fungal-type cell wall biogenesis. The transcript has 2 exons. Bases 1 to 1617 code for a protein of 538 amino acids. The record is from RefSeq and is a predicted model, not a curated record. Gene Ontology annotation, cellular component: mating projection tip. Lineage: Eukaryota; Fungi; Ascomycota; Eurotiomycetes; Eurotiales; Aspergillaceae.
AUGGCGAAUAUGUUGAGUUCGACAUGGCGUUCCUUUUGGCAUACCAUGACCUCCUAUGACCGUCAUGCCUCCCACGACUCCCCCUACCGUACCGGGAGACACGUUCCUCUCAGUCAAAGUCGUCACGAACCCCUCACAUCCAUCGCAACCAGCGCAAUUGAGUCCCGCCCGGACCUCUCUAACCCCUACGAUGACGAGCCUACAAAAGGAUCUGCAACUGCACAAGCAUCCGAGUGGAAUACCUCCCCCGACGACUUGGGUUCUCCCACCCAACCCUACUCACCAGGGAUGAGGUCGGUCGCAUCUCAGAAAAGGCGAUCGAAUGAACAGGGCGAGGGUGCGCCAGAAAUUCAGAUGCAAAGUUUCCACGAUGGAGCGCCGCCGCCGCCGCCGGUCGCUCACUCCUGGAGGAAGAUCGAACGCUGGUUAGAAAGCAAUUAUGAGGAACUCCUUGACCAGCUCGGUGAAGGCUGUACCCAGAACGACAUCAAUGAAUUGGAGCAUGAGCUCGACUGCAGUCUGCCACUAGAGGUGCGGGAAUCGUUAAUGGUCCAUGACGGCCAAGAACGUGGCGGUCAACCCACCGGUGUUAUCUUCAGCGCCAUGCUGCUCGACUGCGAGGAGAUCGUUCAGGAAUGGCGGAACUGGAAAAAGGUCAACGACGAAUAUCUCAGCAACGCAACUACGAUGCAAAACCCACCCGCACCUAGCUCUGCGGCAAGCUCCUCCGCGGCCGGUCCGUCUCAGCAGCCCUCGUCCACAAUGUGGCAAGCAGACCUGCUCGAGCGUCAGGACUCCCAGCCUCCCGGUGCGGUUCAGAAAUCUUACGCAAACCCCGCUUGGAUUCCCCUCGCCCGUGAUUGGGGCGGCAACAACCUGGCCAUUGAUCUGGCACCUGGCCCUGCUGGAAAAUGGGGCCAGGUGAUUAUUUUCGGCCGGGAUUACGACUGCAAAUACGUCGUUGCUCGGUCGUGGGCUGGAUUCCUCGCGACUCUCGCCGAUGAUCUAUGCAGCGGCCACGUCAUUGUUGACGAGCAGACGGAUGAGCUGAAGCUGAAACCAUUCAAGAACCAAAAUGUGGAGCCCCCAUACCUGGAUAUCCUGCGGUGGAGGACGGAUCAGAAGUAUGGCCGCCGUGCACCUCGCCGGAAGGGCCCUGUGCCCAAUGGGCUGGGUGUGAACGCUUCAGGCAACCGGUCCAGUAGUCGUGAGUCCCCCUACGGCAGCCCCACGCGCACUGAAGAACGGGGCCGGUCGCCGCACCGUUUCUCCAAGAGUGGAAAUGCUCAGAGUCCCAAGACGCCAUUUGGCGUGUCCAGUCCUCUUGCACGCGUGACUGAGGAGACAACAAGUCCCGCUGUCACUGUAGGGCCCACAAUCUCCGAGGACGCUCAGGUAAACGACAAGGAGGCUCAUGCUGAAGAUCUCAUGGAGGUUGUAACCCCACAAAUCUCCAAUAAAGAGAAUGAAGGGUUCCCCAAGCCCAAUGAGCAGAAGGAAUCCGACAAGGCGGAGAAAAUUGAGAAAAUCGAGAAAAGCGAGAAGAUCGACUCUGCGGAGUCCCCAGCCGCCAUUGAGUCGGAGGUCCUCGGCGAAAUGAAGAACGUGGCUAUUUAG